GAAAGAGGGAGAAGAGGGAGGGUGCAGCGCUCUGAGAGAGAAGAAAGAUAAAGAAAAGAAAGAACGAGAAGAGCGAGACGAAACCCUGAUUAGGUCUUGACGACGACGACGACGACGACGAAGGAGAUCAAGGAUCCAAGCAGCGAACGGUGCCCGGAAAUGGCGGCCGCCGAGGGAACGAGCUCCGCCCCGUCUUCGUCUUCGUCCGCGUCGGCGGCAGAUUCGUACAUCGGAAGCCUCAUCAGCCUCACCUCCAAAGCCGAGAUCCGCUACGAGGGCGUCCUCGUCUCCAUCAACCCCCAGGAGUCCACCAUCGCCCUCCACAACGUGAGGUCCUAUGGAACUGAGGGACGAAAGAAGGACGGUCCUCAGGUUCCCCCAGGCGACAAAGUAUAUGAAUAUAUUCUGUUCCGAGGAAGUGACAUCAAGGAUUUGCAAGUGAAGUCAUCUCCAGUUCUUAGUAAACCCCAGGCACCCAGUGAUCCAGCUAUUAUUCAGUCACGUUAUGCUUAUGCACCUACUACAAGUACAUCUUCAGCUGGAGGCACUGCUCUUACUGGUCAAGGCUCCCAUGCUGCACACUCAUCUUUAGCCAGGCCAUCAUAUCCAGAUGCAUUAUCACAGUAUCAAUCUGGGGCCGCUCUCGGUUCCCGGGCCUCCUUGCCUGCUUCUACAAAUAUAAAUGAGACCUCUUCUAGUGCACCUAUGUAUUGGCAAGGAUAUACUGGUGCACUAGAUGGCCAGGCUCCUGCUCAACAGCAAUCAUUUCCUUUGCAGCCCUCUUCAGCAAUGCUGCAAGAUCAGUUGCAGUUACCUGUAAGGCAGGCACCAAUGAGCAUUCCAAAUUUCAUAGACCCUGCCCCUUUAACCUUCACUCCUGUUGCCACCAAUGAGCACUCAAAAUUUCAUAGACCCUCUUCUCAUUUUGGAAUUUCUAGCCCUGCUGAUGUAUUGUCAUCAGUAUCCAGUGACGCUUCUCAACCAUCUCAUCCAUUGUCAUCUCUACUGUAUCCAUCAACAAAGUCUUCAUUUUCUUCAUCAAAUCAAGAGUUAAAUGCCUCCAUGUAUUCAAUUUCUAGCAAAGCUGGAUCUUCAGCACUGCCAAUCCUUUCCAUGCCAAGUUUACCUUAUUCCUCAGCUUCAAUUUUGGGAUCUGCUGCAUCUCCUGUAACUACAUUGCCUCCUCUGCUGGCCCGUGAUCAGUUCCCACAAUCUAGGCCAACAACUUCCUCCUUUAACCAGAGACUGAGCCAUGAGCAAGAAGACAUGGCAGCCAUGUUACCGCCAUCAUCGGACCCAUUAUUGUCAGUUAGCUCACUGCCUCAGGCACCAUUUUUGCCAUUACCAUUGCCUUCCCAACAGGGACAGGUUGGGGUGGCUCGAUUCACCGAUGAAUUUGAUUUUGCAGCCAUGAAUGAGAAGUUCAACAAAGAUGAAGUUUGGGGGUCGCUUGGGAAGUCGAGAAGAAGCAUAGAAAAUGAAAUAGGAGAAAAUCCAGCUCACGAUGAUUUGGAGGUUGAAGAGGGUUAUGAACAAGAUCCCAAGCUUGACCACAAACCUGUAUAUAAUAAAGAUGACUUCUUUGACAAUCUUUCUUGCAACUCACUUAACCGAGGAUCAUGGAGCGGCCGUGCCAAGUUCUCUGAGAGAAUGAAAUUGGACACAGAGACUUUUGGCGAGUUCCAGCAGAGGACUCAUUUGGGUCGUGGCAUCCAUGGGCCUGCUCAUUCUAGUAACUUCAGGGGAUCGUACAACCGUGGAAGAGGUUAUGGAUAUUAUAGUGGGAGGGGCCAUGGAGGAUAUAGACCUGUCUAGAAGCUUUUAUCUGAUCGAUUUCCUGAGGAUUUGUGGUUUUGCCAGUGUACUCAUGUCAGUCCUGCUACUCCACCCUGUUAAUCUGUCUGGCGGCUCUCAAAACCACCCUCUUACCUGUAUCCAGUCAUGGCCUCGUAGCCAUUCGCAUUUAACCACUGAUGUGAAAUACUGUCUUUUAGAAAUUUUUGCCGUCUCUACCUACUAAUUUUUCAUAGUAUGGCCUCUGUCUUUUUCUCGCACAGGCUUCCUUUGUUGUAGUAAGAGGCAUUUCAUGUCUCUCCUUAUAUAAUCUCAAGUAAUUUGAGAUGAAGAACUGCUAAUGUACGACUUACCAGGAUGUACAUCGUUCAGGUGGUGAGAAAAGUUGGCUGAUGAAUGUUUAUAUGGUUAUGAAUGACUUGUUAAUUUUGGUACUUA
Molecule: messenger RNA, 2232 nt
Organism: Phoenix dactylifera (date palm)
Lineage: Eukaryota; Viridiplantae; Streptophyta; Magnoliopsida; Arecales; Arecaceae
Product: protein decapping 5
Biological process (GO): P-body assembly; cytoplasmic stress granule assembly
Cellular component (GO): P-body
Molecular function (GO): mRNA binding
Source: RefSeq, a predicted model, not a curated record